Cucumis sativus (cucumber) is the source of this 1736-nucleotide messenger RNA. RefSeq names its product transcription factor Pur-alpha 1. Gene Ontology annotation, cellular component: nucleus. Bases 335 to 1246 code for a protein of 303 amino acids. Gene Ontology annotation, biological process: regulation of transcription by RNA polymerase II. Gene Ontology annotation, molecular function: DNA-binding transcription factor activity, RNA polymerase II-specific; purine-rich negative regulatory element binding; RNA polymerase II transcription regulatory region sequence-specific DNA binding. The record is from RefSeq and is a predicted model, not a curated record. The transcript has 5 exons. NCBI's taxonomy places the organism in Eukaryota, Viridiplantae, Streptophyta, Magnoliopsida, Cucurbitales, Cucurbitaceae.
GUCAAAAUCCCGUUCGUUUUUUUUUUUUUUUUGUUUUUAAAUUUUUAUCUCAUGGGGGUCACUUAUUAGAUCUCCCAUUUCUAGGUUUCUGAUUAUUUUUCUUGGAUUUUUUUGUAUUCAAGGCAUUUGGCGGGUUUUUGGCUUUUUGCAUCGAUUUCUAUUCGAAUCGGGGCUUGUUCGUUUUAAUUUCUGUGUAAUUUUGUCUUUUUUUUGUAAACCCAAUUGGAGGAAAAAGAUGCUGAUUUAUUGAAUUGAGAUUCUUGUACAAAUUUAGAUAAUCGCUUAAAUCGUGGGGAAUUAUAAGUAGAAACCGAGUCAGAGCUGGGAGUGGAAGAUGGAGGGAAAUUCCGGCGGGGGUGGAGUGGGAAUUGGGGGAACGACGGCGGGUGGCGUGGCGGCGGGAGGAGGGGCUGGUGGUGGCGGAGGGAAUGACGUGGAGUUGAUGUGCAAAACACUGCAGGUGGAACACAAGCUGUUUUACUUCGAUCUGAAGGAGAAUCCCAGAGGUCGAUAUCUGAAGAUUUCAGAGAAAACAUCGGCUACAAGGUCAACGAUCAUUGUUCCUUUCUCUGGGAUUCCAUGGUUCUUAGAUCUCUUCAAUUACUAUAUCAAUUCUGAUGAUCCGGAAGUUUUUAGCAAGGAAUUGCAGCUGGACACAAAGGUGUUUUACUUUGACAUUGGCGAGAAUAGGAGGGGUCGUUUCUUGAAGGUAUCUGAAGCUUCAGUUAGUAGAAACCGCAGCACCAUUAUUGUUCCUGCCGGAAGCAACCGGGAUGAGGGAUGGUCUGCAUUUAGAAACAUCUUGGCAGAGAUCAAUGAAGCAUCUAGGCUUUUCAUACUGCCCAAUCAGGAAAAUUCUGAACAUUCAGAACGUCUCGCCGGACUUUCGGAUGAUGUAGGAGCAGGCUUCAUAUCAGGUCAUAGUAGUCAAUCUGGGCCAACCUCUGACUUGAAUGUAGAUAGACAAGUAGACUUGUCAGCUCAAGAUGAAAUGGGGAAUCUGGGUGUUUCAAAGGUUAUCCGAGCUGAUCAAAAGAGAUUCUUUUUCGAUCUUGGAAGUAACAACCGGGGUCAUUUCUUGAGGAUUUCUGAGGUUGCAGGGGCAGAUCGUUCUUCAAUCAUUCUCCCAUUGUCAGGUCUUAAGCAGUUCUAUGAAAUAGUAGGACAUUUUGUGGAGAUCACCAAAGACAGGAUUGAAGGAAUGACAGGUGUGAAUGUCCGAACUGUGGAUCCACCUCAGAGAUGAACGAUAUGGGCUCCAGGGGUUUGUGUUUAUUCCUUUUAGUGUUUGUGCAGAGCUACACGCACGCAGGUGUUCAAGUAGGGUUCAAAUUUGUGGUCAGUGUGGUUGUUUGAUAUUUUCCUGUCUUGAUUUUCUAGUUCAAGUCUGAAUAAUCCAUCCUGCUAGAGAUUAGCAGAGGGUAUGGAAAAUGCUUGAGAAGCUUAAUUAUUCUUCUUCCAUGAAUAACAAGAUAUAAAAAGAUAGAGGGGAAAGAGAGAUAUGGCUUGUAAUUGUCACUUUAUAAUAAUGGUGAGUUCAGGUGUGUUUUGUUCAUUUCAUUUCCUGUAGUUACUAACGAUUUUCACUUCCAUUUCCAGCCUUUCUGCUUUCAUCCCAAUAAUUAUUUUUGGAUUGAGUUCAACAAUUUAUGGAGAUGAAACUUCGAACCACUUACCUUUCGUAUGGGUAUGUAUGUCUUAUUUAGUUAUGUUAGUAAAGUGUUUGUCAUUGAUUG